Molecule: messenger RNA, 2139 nt
Organism: Notolabrus celidotus (New Zealand spotty)
Lineage: Eukaryota; Metazoa; Chordata; Actinopteri; Labriformes; Labridae
Gene: ears2
Product: glutamyl-tRNA synthetase 2, mitochondrial
Exons: 10
Coding region: 245-1843 (532 amino acids)
Biological process (GO): glutamyl-tRNA aminoacylation
Molecular function (GO): ATP binding; glutamate-tRNA ligase activity; tRNA binding
Source: RefSeq, a predicted model, not a curated record
CUCCACUAGGUGGCAGUGUGCGCUUGGAGGGUGCUCAAUUCCUCUUCCGCUUGCGACGAAGAAGAAACUGAAUGGAGUCACAUUUGACCCAAACUACAGCUGAGUGAAAACAUUAUUAUGAGGGGCUUAUUUAAAUAUUCACGUUUAUUGGUGUAGUCUGUCUGUAUUUAAUUAAAAUGCAGCUUUGUUGAAUGUAAGUAAACUUUACUAAGCCGGACUGCUCCCCUCCUCUGGAACAGAUAAGAUGAGGUUAUUAUUAUUAUUACCUCAGAGGUGCGUUCAGGGUCUGUCAGCGGUCAGGAACACGCAGGUUAAACUCCAGCUGAACGCCUCUGUCCAGAGAUGCUGCUCCACGGUUCAUGGGGACGUGAGGGUCCGGUUUGCACCCAGUCCGACAGGUUUCUUACACCUGGGAGGCCUUCGAACUGCUCUCUACAAUUACAUCUUUGCCAAAAAGUAUGGAGGCUCGUUCAUUCUGCGACUGGAGGACACAGAUCAGAGCAGGCUGGUCCCAGGAGCUGCCGAGUCCAUAGAGGACAUGCUGGAGUGGGCUGGUAUACCUCCAGAUGAGAGUCCACGCCAUGGUGGGUCCGCUGGUCCUUACAUGCAGUCUCAAAGACUUGACCUCUACAGACAGACCGCCCAGCAGCUUGUGGAGAGUGAACACGCCUACUACUGUUUCUGCAGCCCUCAGAGACUUGACCUGCUCAAAAAGGAGGCCUUAAGGAGUGGACAGACACCAAGGUAUGACAACAGGUGUCGUCACCUGAAGGCCCAGCAGGUCCAGGAGAAACUGGCUCAGAGUGUUCCACAUGUGAUCAGGUUUCGUCUGGAAGAAGGUGUCGAGCCAUUUCAGGAUAUGGUCUUUGGUUGGAAUCAUCAUGAGGUUGCCCAGGUGGAGGGGGACCCUGUAGUGAUAAAGGCAGAUGGUUUCCCCACCUAUCACCUUGCUAACAUAGUAGAUGAUCACCACAUGAACAUCAGCCACGUGCUGCGGGGGUCUGAGUGGCUCAUCUCCACCUCCAAACACCUCCUCAUGUACAAAGCUCUCGGGUGGAAGCCACCCACUUUCGGACACCUGCCUCUUCUGAUGAACAAAGACGGCACUAAGCUGUCCAAACGGCAGGGAGAUAUUUUCAUUCAGAGCUUCCAGAGGGACGGAGUCCUGCCUGAAGCUCUGCUGGAUAUCACAACCAACUGUGGAUCUGGAUUUAACACCAAUCAGAUGGGUCGAAGGAUAGAUGACCUGAUCUCUGAGUUCAAUCCAUCAAAGAUCACAACACACUCUGCUCUGUUAGACUUGGACAAACUACCAGAGUUCAACAGAAUUCACCUGCAGCACCGUAUUGAAGAUGAGGAGCAGUGCUGUUUGCUGAUCAAAGAUCUGCAGGGACAGAUCCAUAAAGCAUAUUCAGCAGAGAUCCAGGAUGAAGAAGUUCUGCAUGAGGAUUAUAUUAGACGAGUGCUGCAUCUGCGCAAGGGUCACAUAUCCUUCCUUAAAGAGCUUGUAGGUCCUUCCUACUCUUACCUUUGGGUGCGUCCUUCCUUAUCCAACCAGCAGGUGGCAGCACUCACCAAAGAGGCUCAGCACAUUGCGUCAUUAGUGCUGAAAUUAGUGUCUCAACAAGGCGAGGAGCUGUCAUUGGAUCAACUCAGUAAAGAUCUGAAGACUGUGGCCAAACAGACAAAAACCACAAAGUACAGAGAAGUGAUGAAGCUGCUACGUCUGGUUCUCAGUGGUCUGCAGCAGGGGCCCAGCGUAGCAGAGAUGAUGGUGUCUUUGGGGCCUGUCGAGACCAGCCAUCGAUUCCAGAAACUUCUGCUGCCUCCAGAGACGAGUUAAAGACUGGAGAGACUGAUGGGAGCCUGAUUCAGACAAGACCUGUCCUGUUUGUUGAGAGAUGGUUAUGCUGUGAUGCAUUUAAAAUGAACUGUAUAUGCUUAAAAUAAAAUACUUGAAUUAAAACAAAUAUUUUGUAAAAAAAAAAAAAAAAAAAAGAAAGUCUUCUGUAUUUAUUUCUGUGAUAGGAACAGGUGACAGAGCCAAGGAUGGAAAGUACCUUGGACUUUUUAUGCAAAUGUUAUUUUUUCAGUUAAUAACGCUUAACGAACUAAACACAGAUGUGUCGACAUUUGAAU